AGGAGAAGAAGGGGGAGGAGGAGGAGCUGAGGAGGAGGAGCUGAGGAGGAGGAGUCAUGGACGAAGAUAAAAAACAGACGGCAGAGCAGAGACGUGCAAACAGAAAGAGACCAGCAGUGAUCUGAAGAGGAAGAAACAUAAGAGUAACUCUGAAAGACUGAAAGAAGAAAAUAAAACGAAGACGGAGAGAAGACGAUGUGAAGCUGAUGAGGAGAAAAGAACAUUUACUCCAAACAUAGUUCACAGGUGCAUCAUGGGAGAACCGUGAGUCUGGGAAGAUCCUGAAUGUUGUCUGGUUCAGGCAUGAGGGCCAGGGUACCCCAGGGCCGCAGCUCUACAGGGGGGGCAGGAGGGCUGCUACAGGGCCCCCUGGUGGUGGUGGUGGUGAUGAUGAUGAUGAUGAUGAUGAUGGUGGUGGUGGUGGUGGGGGAGGUGGACAGAGAAGACAGCCCAGAGAUGAUGGACGAGGACGAGGCCGUCAGCACCGAGCUCCUGGAGUCCUCCGACGUGUCCCCAGUGUCUCCUCUCAGCUCCUGGUUGAUCUUCAGGAGAAACUCCAACAAAGGAGACAACAGGAGGAGCAAAGGUUCCAGGAGGAGCUCCAAGCAUGGUCUUCCAGGACCCCCCGGACCUCCAGGACCCCAGGGGCCUCCAGGUCCACCGGCGCCCCCCCUGCCCCAACAGCAGGAGCUGAUUGAGGAGCUACAACUGAAACUGAGAGACAUGGCUGGUAGAGUGUGUCUACUGUGUGAUCAUCCUCCUCGUGUCUCCACCUCCUUCCUUGGUCGUCUCCUGCAGGACGUCACCAUCCCACGACGAAGCCUCCUGGAGCUGCAGCCAUUCAGCAAGCCCUCUGACUCAGAGCGGAGCCUCCAAAGAGGUCAGAGCUUCAACAGCAGCACCGGCCGAUUCACAGCAGCUGUCUCUGGGUUCUACCAGCUCACUGCCAGUCUGCUCAUAGAGUCUGGAGACAGAGUCCAGGUCCGGGUCAGAGACAGCGUCAGAGCGGCCAUCUGCAUCGAGUCCCUGUGUCAGAGUAACCUCUCCGUGGAGUCAGUGGUGGGCGUGGCUGCAGCAGGAGGGACAUUCAGCAUCCUACUGACAGGAACACUAUACCUACAGGCCGGUGAGUACGUCUCUGUGUUUGUGGACAACGGCACCGGAUCAGCCGUCAGCGUCCUGCCAGACUCCCUGUUCUCUGGGAUACUACUGGGGGUCUGAACACACCUGGCUGAGGACGCACCUGCACCAGAGGGAGUCCACCAAUGUCUCUGAGACAGAACCCUGGGGGACAUUCAGGACUCAGUCAGCUGAUGAUUCUCCAGAGACUGAGACGUGAGGGUCUGAAUGUUCAUAUUUAUUCUGACGAUAAAUCUUCAACAAUAAACUACGAGCUGAGUCCCAUCA
Molecule: messenger RNA, 1407 nt
Organism: Mugil cephalus (flathead mullet)
Lineage: Eukaryota; Metazoa; Chordata; Actinopteri; Mugiliformes; Mugilidae
Product: erythroferrone
Exons: 8
Coding region: 286-1221 (311 amino acids)
Molecular function (GO): hormone activity
Source: RefSeq, a predicted model, not a curated record